Penicillium cataractarum is the source of this 2019-nucleotide messenger RNA. RefSeq lists its product as uncharacterized. The record is from RefSeq and is a predicted model, not a curated record. The transcript is spliced from 6 exons. Gene Ontology annotation, biological process: carbohydrate metabolic process. Lineage: Eukaryota; Fungi; Ascomycota; Eurotiomycetes; Eurotiales; Aspergillaceae. Bases 1 to 2019 code for a protein of 672 amino acids.
AUGGCUCAGCCAAAAGAGCCAGCCAACACAUUGGCGCCAUUCACAUAUUCCACAUUUCCAUUGGGUUCCAUCAAAGCCACUGGCUGGCUUGAAGACCAACUCGUCUUAGAAGCCAAUGGACUCGCUGGCCACCUGUUCGACUUUUACCGCUACGUUGCGAACUCAUCCUGGGUGGGCGGGACGUACGAAUAUAGCGAGCUACAUGAAUCUGCGCCGUACUGGUUCAAUUAUAUUGUCCCCCUAGCGUUUACCCUUGAUGAUCCAAGGUUGAAAAAUCAGGCCCAGCAGUUUCUGGACUAUGUAAUUGAUCACCAAGCAGCCGAUGGAUGGUUGGGGCCGGAGACUACACGGCAGACGCGAGGGAUAUGGGCGCGAAGCUUGCUAUGUUUUGCGUUGAUGCAAUACGCCGAAGCCGAUACAUCCCAGACAGAUCGUAUCGUAACUGCGAUGCACAAGUUUUCCACACUGGCAAAUUCCAUGCUGAAGAACAAUUUCACCGGUUUGAUUCAACAAAAGUCCGAGAAAGACAACUUUGAUCCAUACGGAUUCGGGCUUUCUAGAACACAUGAGCUCCCUUUGGCACUGCAGUGGCUUUACGAGAACCAUCCUCGAAAUAACUCCGAGGUGAUAUGGGAGACUAUGGAUCUCAUGUUUGCUGGUGGACGACAGGGUAGCCGUGAUUGGACAACAUUUUUCGUCGAAGGGGUGUUUCAUACUAUCGGGACGCCGUAUAUCAAGACCAGUGGAUUCACUCAUGGUGUCAACCUAGCUGAAGGGCUCCGAUAUCCGACUGUGCUAUAUCGCAUGACCGGCAAUGAAUCAUUACUGCAACAGACAGCAGACGCUGUCAAUUGGACUUAUCUGUAUCAAUCGACAAGAGCAGGGAGCAUUACUGCAGAUGAACAUCUCGGUGGAUUGAGUCCCCAACGAGGAUCAGAAACAUGCAUGGCAGUGGAAAUUAUGUUCUCGAUGAGCUACCUCUUCCGGUUCCAUGGUGUCAACGAUUUCGCAGACAAGGCAGAACGAGCUGCAUUCAAUGCCUUGCCAGCGGCAUUGUCUCCCGACUGGUGGGCGCACCAAUACGUGCAACAGACCAAUCAACCCUGGUCUCGGAAUUUAACAGCAAAGCCAUAUUUCAACGUCGUACCUUACGGCAACACUUUCGGUCUAGAGCCUAAUUUCCCUUGCUGCACUGUGAAUCAUGGUCAGGGAUAUCCUAAGUACGUGGCAGCUUCGUAUGUGCGCGAAGAGGAAGACCAUGUCAUACAUGCCCUACUGGGACCUACUACUUUGCACACUAAGGUCAAUGGUAAGAAUGUCCUCAUAUCGUGUAAAACUAACUACCCCUUCUCGGGGAAGUUAGUCUAUGCGAUCACGUCAGCCACAGACAUGAAAUUCUCCAUUCGAAUCCCUACCUGGACAAACAGUACGGGACAGAAUACCUACUCAAUAGAUGGCGCAAAGGCAAAGCCUCUCGCACAAGAGUCUGCAGGACUUCAAACACUCCCUAUUCAAAAAGGAGAAACCCACCUAGAAAUCAACCUCGAGAUGUCAGUUCAAAUCACGGAGCCUCGCAACGGAUCCGUAGCAAUCCACUACGGGCCCUUACUCUACGCCCUGGACAUCGAAUACGCCAACCUAUCAAACCACACCCCCCUCAACUGGACAGACCGUACUCCACUCCCAGAUGGUCAGAUAUUACCAGAAACUCGCGACUGGAUUCUAGAUCCAACUUCGGAAUGGCGGUACGCUAUCGAUCCCGCAUCUGUGACGGUUGAGAAGUUGCAUGACCCGGAUCAAGAUCUUCAAAAUCCAAUUUGGGCACGCGACGCGGCACCUAUCGCCCUUUGGGUAGAUGGGUGGUUGAUCGAUUGGGAGGAGCAGACUGGGACAGCCGCUAUUCCACCCCAGUAUCCCGUUGUUACUGGUGAACCGACUAGGAUCAGGCUAGUUCCGUAUGGGGCUGCUAAGUUGCGUAUUGCGGACUUUCCCGUUGCCCAACGAGCAGCCGUGAUGUAA